Messenger RNA from Wyeomyia smithii (pitcher-plant mosquito), 2195 nucleotides. RefSeq names its product xaa-Pro aminopeptidase ApepP (gene ApepP). The record is from RefSeq and is a predicted model, not a curated record. Gene Ontology annotation, molecular function: metalloaminopeptidase activity. NCBI's taxonomy places the organism in Eukaryota, Metazoa, Arthropoda, Insecta, Diptera, Culicidae. The transcript has 5 exons. The coding region runs from base 268 to 2100 and encodes 610 amino acids.
UUCUGUCAAAUGCGAAUCACAACAGUGCAGUUUUUGGUUGCAGUGAAAAGUGUAAUGUUAAAAAAUUUGUUUUUUGUUCUACAAUAACAAGGGUUUCGUUCUUUUACAUUAAUUUCACCAAACUGUGGAUAUUUAGAAAACCAGCAAACUGCAACGUUUACUCAGUUGGAUUGUUCAGCUUAUCUUACGCUGACGGUGCAUUCCACUCAGAACGUGAACAAAUUUUAAAUCCAUCAGUCUGUUUUGGACCCUUUCAACCGCAGCAAGAUGAAACCGACCGGUGAAGUGCUGACCGCGCUCCGGUCGCUGAUGGCCGAUUUACCCAACAGCUUGGGCUCGAUCAACGCCUAUAUCAUUCCAUCGGAUGACGCGCACCAGAGUGAGUACCUGGCGAAACGGGACGAACGGCGUGCUUUUAUUUCGGGCUUCGAUGGCAGCGCUGGAACGGCGGUUGUCACCGAGCGGGAAGCUCUGCUGUGGACCGACGGUCGCUACUACCAGCAGGCCGGUAAGCAGUUGGACUCCAACUGGACACUGAUGCGUGACGGACAGCCCGCAACUCCUACAAUCGAUGCCUGGUUGGCGAAGGUGCUUCAGCCGGGAUGCCGAGUGGGUGUCGAUGCCAACCUGAUGUCAACACGUGCAUGGAAUCCACUGCAGACGUCGUUGAAAUCAGCCGGUUGCUCACUGCUUCCUAUCUCGCCUAAUCUGAUCGAUUUGGUUUGGAAGGAUCAACCAGCAGCACCGCAAAAUCCGAUUUUUCCGCUGGGGUUGCAUUUGACCGGCCAAUCGGUGGCCGAGAAGCUCGCUGCCGUUCGUGAGAAAAUGGUAGAAAAGCGAGCUACGGUGUUAGUAGUUAGCGCUCUGGAUGAAAUCGCUUGGUUUCUCAACCUGCGCGGUGCCGACAUCGAUUAUAAUCCGGUGUUUUUCUCCUACCUGCUGGUGACGCUGGAAGAUUUGUACUUCUUUGUUGACGAGAGCAAAUUUAAGCCCUCAGUCAGUGCACAUUUUCAGGCUAAUCAAGUUCAGCCACUGAUCCGUCCUUACCAGGCCGUUCAGGAGGUGCUGAAAACGCUGGUUGAAGCCAGCGGGAGUCGGGUUUGGAUCAGUUUGGGAUCGAGUUACGCCUUAACCGCGCUCGUUCCCGAGGAGAAACGAAUCCACGAGAUUACACCGAUUAAUCUGAUGAAAGCGGUUAAAAACGAAGUGGAAGUUGCCGGCAUGCGGCAGUGUCACAUCCGCGACGGGGUCGCUUUGUGUCAGUACUUUGCCUGGCUAGAACGGUGCCUGCGGGAAAAUCGUGCGGUUGACGAAAUUAGCGGAGCGGAUCAGCUGGAGAAGUUUCGAAGCAAGCAGGAAAAUUACAUGGGUCUCAGCUUCACCACCAUCAGUGCUUCUGGUCCGAAUGGAUCCGUAAUCCACUAUCAUCCAUUACCGGAAACGAAUCGACCAAUUUCCACCAAGGAGAUGUAUCUCUGCGAUUCUGGUGCUCAGUAUUCGGACGGAACAACGGACGUUACUCGAACGGUUCACUUCGGGACACCCAGCGAAGAGGAAAUCCAUGCAUUCACACGUGUGCUAAAGGGUCAGAUCGCUCUCGGAACAGCCAUUUUUCCGCGAAAGGUGAAGGGUCAAUUCCUGGAUACAAUUGCGCGGAAAGCACUAUGGGACGCCGGGCUGGAUUAUGGUCAUGGAACUGGACACGGAAUCGGACAUUUCCUGAACGUCCACGAAGGCCCUAUGGGCAUCGGUGUUCGUCUUAUGCCGGAUGAUCCCGGUUUGGAGGAGAAUAUGUUUCUUUCCAAUGAACCUGGUUACUACAAAGACGGCAAGUUUGGGAUUCGCAUCGAGGAUAUCGUCCAAGUUGUAUCGGCCUCUAUUGGGGAUAAUUUCAACGGUCGUGGAGCCCUGGCGUUCAGUACUGUUACCAUGUGCCCGAUCCAGACGAAAUUAAUUGAUGUUUCGCUACUGACGGAAAAAGAACGCGGCAGCCUGAAUCGAUACCAAGAAACCGUCCGGGAGACGUUGUCACCGCUGUUGAAGAAGGCCAAUGAUGUCGAAACGUUGGCUUGGCUGGAGCGCGAAACGCAGCCGGUUUAAAAUAGAGUUAAAAAAGAUAUAUAUUUUGUUGAUAAAUGCCAUUGUUUUACGUUCAGAAAAAUAAUAAACUAUAUUUUCAGCAUGUUCUUAAAAUA